AUGUUGGGUUAUGCCACGUCUAUGAAGGAGUUAGUCACAAAGAAAAGGAACUUCAAUUUUGAAACAAUUGAAGCUUCCCAUAGUUGUAGUGCAAUUAUGACUAAAGAGCUGAUCAAAAAGAGAGAAUAUCCUGGAGUGUUCACCAUCCCUUUCACCAUUGGCAUGCUCAAAUUUGCUAAAGACCUACGCGAUUUGGGAGCAAGCAUCAACCUAAUGCCAUAUGCGAUCUGUAGACAACUUGGGUUGGGGGAAUUAAAAGCCACAACAAUGAGACUCUUGAUGGCGGACCAAUCAAUUAAACAUCCUAUGGGAAUGCUAUAUGACAUAUUGGUAAAGGUUGACCGAUUCAUAUUCCUAGCUGAUUUUGUCAUUCUCGAUUGUGGAAUAGAUGCUGAAAUUCCCAUUAUUUUGGGAAGACCAUUCUUGGCAACCGGGAGAGCGUUGGUGGAUGUUGAAAGCUAA
Molecule: messenger RNA, 462 nt
Organism: Solanum stenotomum
Lineage: Eukaryota; Viridiplantae; Streptophyta; Magnoliopsida; Solanales; Solanaceae
Exons: 1
Coding region: 1-462 (153 amino acids)
Source: RefSeq, a predicted model, not a curated record